Messenger RNA from Pantherophis guttatus, 5782 nucleotides. RefSeq names its product tumor necrosis factor alpha-induced protein 2. Lineage: Eukaryota; Metazoa; Chordata; Lepidosauria; Squamata; Colubridae. Gene Ontology annotation, biological process: exocyst localization; exocytosis. Gene Ontology annotation, molecular function: SNARE binding. Gene Ontology annotation, cellular component: exocyst. The record is from RefSeq and is a predicted model, not a curated record.
CCGCCGCUCGACUUGUCCCCGGAGACAAGAGAAGCCGGGACUGAUGAUUGGAAAUUCCACACUUUCCGGGAAAUUUCACCAGAGGGUCAUUUCGGGCAAGGCGGAGUUUCCAAACCUUUUACACCCCACCCCCUCAGGGUUUCGCCUCCCCGCCUCCUCCCUGUGAAUAUAAGCCUGAGCAUUGGCAAAUUCUGGCAAAAGUAGAGCGCGUGUAUCAUCAGCCCGCCGUGGAGAAAGACGGUUCGCCUGCCGCCUCUGACUUCCAGACACCGAGGUCUUCCAUAGAAGAAGAUGCUAAAAUCAAUGCCCUUUUUCUAUAGCAGUCCUCCAAAACCUAAACAGACUGAAAACAAAAAUAUGGCCAAAGCUUCAACAUCUUCUGAAUCAGAUUCUGAUUCAUUGUCAAUUGAAUCAUCCUCUGAAGAAGCCCAUCCAAAAAACCACAUGAGAACUGAGAACCACAAGCAGAUUCCUCCCCUUGAAUAUUUUCCUCAAUCACCUAUAGAACUCACUGGAACAGACCAUGAUAAGGACAAGCAGAAGACAGGACUAAGAAAAAUUGUUCGUUAUUUAUUUGACAGAGGUGGGAAAAGAAAAGAAAACAAACCUCAGGAGGAAAACCGUCAGCCGAUUACAGUUGACCAAAUCAAGAAGCUGAUUAAGAGCCAAAAUUUUUACGAAGCCAGUCAAUAUCUCAUCAUGCAAAAAAAAUCCAACAGCAAUCUGGACAGCAGAAAUGAUGAAGAAACAUUGGGCAAUCAGACUGAAAUUGAGGACUUAUUAGAACUUUUAUAUCAAGAGGUCUUCAACAUCAUACAGUCAUCUAUCAGCAUAGCAUCAACAGAACCAGAAUUGCUGAAUAAUGCAGUGAGAGCAGUUAUUAUGUGGGUGGAGGAGGAGGAGGAGGAGGAGAGAUCUAUUCAUUCCCAACUCAAAACAUGGAAAGAGGAAUGGAGGAACACUAUCCAGAAAUCUGUAGAAGAACGAAUGAAUGCACCUUCUUUGGUUUAUAACAGGGACCUCUCUACCACUGGUAACACUUUCUUGCAUAUGGGUAAGACUAUGAAGAAUGACAUGAUCACAGUGGUGCAGCAUAUUAAAGGCCGUUACCCUGAGCAUUUUCAGGUGUGCAACACUUAUGCAAAGUUCUAUCACCAUUACUUUUCAUCUCAGAUGAAGAUAUUUGCUGAGUUUGAAUUGAACAAAGAUGACAAUUACCUUCUUCUCAGCUGGGCACAAAAUUUAUAUCCAAAGGACAUUAAAAACAACAGUAUUUUAGUUAAAGAGUUGGAUGAAGCUAGUCUUGGAAACUUGUUGCCGUUGGGACGGAUCAAACAGCUCGAACAAACUUACUUGACUCAUGAAGUGGAUUUUGUUAGAUGUUGUCUGGACAAUUGUUUGAAAAUAGAAGUCAAGAGCUGGACGCAAGGGGCAGAACCAGAGAUAUUGGAUGAUUAUUAUCAUAGUGAAUUAUCAAUAGAUGCUAUAAAGGCUAUCUAUGCAGCACAAACGCGUGCCGAGGGCAUCACUCCAGAGGUGGGCCACCAAAUGUCAGCUUUACUUUUGACAGAACUCUUGACUUUUCUGCAAUGCUACAAGAAAGUACUGGAGACAUUCAUUAAAGAAAAUAAACAGAAUAAAUAUUUUGAAGCGAUAAUAAUUGCAAACAUUAACAAUUUCCAGAAUUUCCGGACCCAUACGGAGAAAAGCACAGAUUCAACUGCGAGUGAUGUUAAAAGGAACAUCUUUUCCAUACUUGAUGACCUUCAGACGACUGGGUUUAAUGUAUUCCUUGAUCCCUUGUUUCCAGAGAUACAGACGCUUUUGAAAAAGUUUAAUGAGAAGAAAUGGGAUUCCUGCAGUGGUCUUAUGGAUGAAAUAAUUACAGCCAUGGAUGCCCGUAUCCGUGUGUUCAAGAAGCUUAAAAACCCUCAUCGCCAGGUUAUCAUGGAAAGAAUUCACCUCCAUCUAGUCCAAAAAUACAUUCAAAAGCUUAUGUGCAGAAACACCACACUCAAAUCUCCUGAGAAGCAAAAUCAAUUGUCUGAACUUAUCCAAAGUCAUGCCUCUACUUUGUACACAUUUUGCACAGAGAAUGGGUCUAAUGCCACAUGGCUGGAGUCUGCUAUCCCAAGCUUGGCUGAAAUCAUCAGACUCCAAGAUCCAGAUGCUAUUAAGGUUGAAGUCAGUGCACUUGUCAGUAAAUAUCCUGAUAUCAGAAAGAAACAUCUCUGUGCCAUCUUGAACAUUAAGUCCUUACCCAAAGCCACGGUUAAAAGCAUUAUGAGCGUGCUAGAAAUUCAUGGAGAUGCCACACUGCCAUAAUUAUCACUGUUUUCAGGUGUCAGGGUACCAUUUAAAUAACUGGGAUAGUUUCCAUUUAUGGAAAAAAAUGUAUUUAAUGAAGUCCUACUGCUGGCAUAAUUGUAUAACUCAAUACUCAACCCUGGAAAAAACAGUGAAGUUUAGAUGGAAUGUCACACCCAAUAACAGUUAGUCCUCAGUUUUUGACCAUAAUUGGGACCAGAUUUUCUGUUGCUAAACAAGGCAGUGGUUAAGUGAGUCACAUCGGAGUUUAUGACUUUUUUUGCCACAAUUAUCAAGUAAAUCACUCCAGUUGUUAAUUUGGCUCCCCCCAUUGACUUUGCUUGUGGGAAAUUGUCUAGAAAGGUUGAAACUGACAAUUCAAGUGACCAUGGGAUGCUGCAACCAUUAUAAAUAAAUGCUGUCUGUCAAAUGCCUGAAUUUUGAUCAUGUGACCAUGGGGAUGCAGCAACAGUUGUUUUCAGUGCCAUUGUAGCUUCAAAUAGUCGCUAAACAAAUGGCUGUAAGUUGAGGACUACCUUUAUAUAAAUCAUCUUGCAGGAAGCAUCCAGUACCUUCAUGCUGACUCAUUUUCCCCUAUAAAACUAGGGGCUAUAUCUCCUGCAAGCUACUAUAUACAGGUGGUACAUAUAGGACAUUCAGAGAUUGUUUCAUUUUUCUGCUAUUUGUUAAAGCAUUUGCCUGGAAGAACAUAUGUUUUGCAUGUGAUUUCUGUGGGACAGAUGGAGUUAAGAGAACAAAGACCUUUGUGAAAUUACAGAGGAUACAGAAUGAAAAGAGCACUUUAGGCACAGCCUUCGUUAAGAAACAAAAUCCAGUUAAAGCUCUCUCACAUUAAACAAAUGACCAUAUGGAAAUCAAAUGUAAAUCGAGCUUUGCCUAUUAGCCUAUCGUUAUAAAAAGGCAGUUUUAACUCAGCGUUUUGUUUACAGCUCCUGAGAUAAGAGCUAGUGUGGUGCAGCAUCACAGAACUGACUAGAGCAGAGGUGUCAAACUCAAGGCCUGUGGGCUGGAUUUGGCCCUCAGGGUGCUUAGAUCUGGCCCAGAGGGCUGCUCUGGAAAUAGCGAAGGACCAGCUCAUGGUGCCUUUGUAGUGAAAAUGGGCUCCUGAGCUCCGUUUUCGGCUGGGAUGGCCACCUGCAAUCCUCUGCCAGUGAAAACGAAGUUCGGGAGGGCCGCAUGUGGAGAUUGGGAGCCUGUUUUCGCUGGCAGCGCACUCGAGCCACCACAGGCACCCCCGACAUCAAGCUGGCCACGCCCACCCUGGCCAUGUCCACAAGGGCACACACAACCCUGAUGCAGCCCUCAAUGAAAUCUAGUUUGAGAUCUCUGGACAAGAGGCUGCAUUCAGAAUCUUACUCGGCUAUAUAAAACGCAGUAGGUGAUUUGGAGCUAUUCAUUCUCUCCCUGCUUCACUUACCUCACAAGGUUGUUGUAAUGAAAUAAACAAAUGAACACUGUGCCUCGAAUGGCAGAAAGACAUUACUAAUGGUCCUCGUUUUAUGAUAAUUGAGCCCUAAAUUUAUAUGUUGCUCAGUGAGAAAUUUGUUAAAAGUGCGUUUUGCUCCAUUUUAAACUUUUCUUGCCGCCUUUGUUAAGUGAAUCACUGUAGUUGUUAAAUUAAUAACACAGUCAUUACGUGAAUCUGGUUUCCCCAUUGACUUUGUCAGAAUGUUGCAAAAGGUGAUCACACGACCCCGGGACACGGCAACCAUCAUAAAUGUGAGUCAGUUGUCAAGCAUCCAAAUGUAAAUCAUGUAACCAUGAGGAUGCUGCAAUGGUCAUAAGUGUGAAAAGUGGUCAUAAGUCACUUUUUUCAGUGCUGUUGUAACUAAGCUUGUUGUAACAGUUACUAAGCAAACUGUUGUAAGUCAAAGACUACCUGUUUAUACAUAUUAAUAAUAUCUGUACAUAAUCGUUGUGAAUACAAACCUGUUGCUGUGUAUAGUGUGCUUUAUUUUUAACUAUAACAUUGUUUUUCUAAUUAAGAUAUAUUUCUACGUAUUUUUUCUAUGUAUUUGUUCUUAGUAUUUUUCAAAUAUGCAUUAAAAUGUAAUUAUUAUCAGAUAGCUCGUGUUCGUCCCUUCUCCAGAACAUAGGCAUAUACAACUGUAGUCAAAAGAGCAGGUUUAAAAGCAAGGGGAUAGAUGCUGGUGCUCCAUAAGAAAGAACCUCCAUGGGAAUACAUUUUUAUUAAGUUAUAAAGUAGUAUAAAAUACAAAAACAAAUAAGAGAACAGUGAGGAGAAAGGGAAAGGGGGAAAGAAAAGUGAGGAAAGAUAGGGGAAGAAAGAAAAAGAAACAUUGACUUCCGACUCUCUCUGUUACAGUAGAAUAGGAAUGUCAAACUCAAUUUCAUUGAGGGCCACAUCAGGGUUGUGUUUGACCUCUGGGGGCCAAGGUGGGCAUGGCCAGCUCGACAUCACUUGUGUCAGGAGUGCCUGUGGUGGCCUGAGCGCUCUGACAGCGAAAACAGGCUCCCAAGCUUCUGCAACCCUCUGCCAGUGAAAAUGGAGCUCGGGAGGGCCGCAUGCGGCCUUCCUGAGUUCGAUUUUCACUGGCAGAAGCACUGUGGGCCGGUCUUUCACUGUUUCCAGGGUGGCCCCAUGGGCCAGAUCUGUCCCCCGGGCCUUGAGUUUGACAUCCCUGCAGUAGAAUAAGGCGUUAACAACAGAUCACAACUUUUUGUUUUACCAUAAUAGUAUGAAUCAAUCAUUUCUAUAAAGAUCUAUCAAUCUAAUUUGGGUAAAACCCAAAAUCAAAGUUUCAUUCUAAGAACAUCCAUGUAGCUAUUGUAGAUUCUAUCAGCGGUCUCAUCAUGGAUACUUCAUAUUCUGGAAUUGGGAUGGUAAGAGAAAAAAACUGAAACAAACAGAGUGAGAAGUCUGGGCUCACAAAAAGAACAGGGCUUAGAUUUCCCAAACAAUUUUUAUAUCUUAUAUUAUAUUUUUAUACUAUAGGAAAUAGACUGAGGACUGCAUUUUCUUUCCAAGGACAUAGCAGAUCACAGAAUACGUUUGAAGCAUUUGUGCUCUCCUUUUUACAAGUAAAACACGUUCCUCUGUUUACCAUCACAAACCAUCAAAAUUUUAAGUCAGUAUUUUUCUCAAAACGUUAUCCUAAAUUAAGGUCUUAUGGAUUUUUUAUUACAAUUCACACAGGUCUUAGCAUGCUCUAUUGAUCUCAGUUGGCUUAAUUUUGCCCUUCUUGGGGCAAUAUUAUGAAUUACCAUCAAAGUUUUCUCCAAACAGCAGACAAAAAUAAAAUCAAUGUAUGAAUAUGUUUAUAAUCCAUGCACAAUUUUGUAUUUGCUUGUCAGACUGUUGAAAAUGGAUGAAUAUCAAGGAAGAUUAGAUGCAAUUAUUAAAGGAAAAAAUAAUUGUACUGAACUGUGUUCGAUGUAAUCUCAACAUUCUAGGUGGUCAUCCUUAUUAAUAAUAAAAUAUCUUCAUAGCUAA